This is a messenger RNA of Hevea brasiliensis (rubber tree), 1242 nucleotides long. RefSeq lists its product as uncharacterized. The record is from RefSeq and is a predicted model, not a curated record. Lineage: Eukaryota; Viridiplantae; Streptophyta; Magnoliopsida; Malpighiales; Euphorbiaceae. The coding region runs from base 1 to 1242 and encodes 413 amino acids. The transcript has 4 exons. Gene Ontology annotation, molecular function: RNA-DNA hybrid ribonuclease activity; nucleic acid binding.
AUGGGAUUUAGAGAUUUUAAACUUUUCAAUUUGGCUUGUUUGGCCAAGCAAGUUUGGAGAUUGUUGAAAAAUCCUUCUAGUCUUUGGGCGAGACUUAUAAAGGGCUUAUACUUCUCCCAUUCUUCUUUAUGGUCAGCUCCGGCAGCUUCUCGAGGCUCUUGGGUUUGGCAAAGCCUAUUAGCAGGCCGUGAUGUUUUGAAAGAAGGGAUUCGGUUUAAUAUAGCUGACGCUGAUCUCAUUGAUCAUAGCAUUCUUCAGUGGAAAUCUCCUCUUCUAUCAUCUCUCUUUAAUGAAGCAGAUGCUUGUAUGAUAGGCUCUAUUCCUAUUGCUCCUUUAGGUAAUGAAGACUCCUUGGUGUGGCACUUUGAUAACUCAGGCUUAUAUUCUGUUAGGUCGGGCUAUAGAUUUUUGGUGCAACCAAAAAUUCGGGUCUUUCUUUGGAAAGCUAUGCGGAAUGCCUUACCAGUUCGUGAAAACCUUGCAAAACGUUCUGUUCCCAUUCACCCUUCCUGCCCUAUCUGUACUGCAGAUAUUGAGACCAUUGAGCAUAUGCUCUUUUGGUGCGACAUGCUAGAGCUAUGUGCAAUUACUUGCUCGAUCAUUUGGAAAGAUCGUAACAGAGCUAUUUUCGAGAACUACCAAUUAAAUCCUCGAGAAUUAGCUCUUCGUAUUCAUGCUAGCCUCUUGGAAUUGGAGCAAGCCCUAACUAUUAGGAUUCCUCCAAUUCCUGAAACCUUUCCUCCCUCUUCUACAGUUUCUUGGAAUCCCCCACCCCAAGGAGUUUUGAAAUUAAAUUUUGAUGUUGCUUAUAAUUGUCAAGUGGCUUCUAUUGUAGUAGUGGUGAGAAAUUUCAAAGUUGAGAUCAUUGAUGGGGUAGCAAAGCAAGUUAUUCGAGCUAACUCUCUAGCUGGAGAAGCGCAGACUCUCUUAGAAGCAGUUUUGCUGGCUAAGAACAUUGGUGCUACCUCAUUCAUCUUUGAAUCAGACUCAACUUUGCUCAUUUCAGCUUUAUCCGAUCCUUUAUUCACAAAUUGGCAUAUUCGAGCUUCAGUUGCAGCAAUUAAAAAUAUCACCACUUGUUUUAGAGAAGUGCAAUUCUCUUUGAUUAAAAGGCAAGCAAACAAAGCAGCGGACUGUGUAGCAAAACUUUUGUUUAAGAAUUCAUUGCUUUGUAAUUGGAUUUAUAAUUUGCCAUCAGAAUUAUGCUCUAUAUUGUCUGUUGAUGGCCUUGGGGCUAGUUAA